UGAGUUGAUUUUGCCCGGGAGGGGACCGCGGUUUUUAUGCCUGAUGGGAAUAUGUGUAUUGCGGUAGUACAGGUGUAAGCUAAAAUACCACCAACUGCCUGGAAUAUCCUGGGAGAGGGGGCGGCGUGAUCUAAAACAGGAAUAUUCGGAUGCCGGGCGUAGUCCAAGAGAAGGAUAGGCAUGACCUGGUUGAGCAAACUUGAGGUUGCAUGUCACCAGUCAUAUUUUCCAAAGGAAUGAAGCACUGAGUGAACACUUAGAACUUGGAACUUACACAUCUCAACUGUCAUCACUCCAUUACUCUCUUUGGAAAAUAAUCCUUGCCAAACUAUUGGAAAUUCCCAAAGCAGAAGGAUACCACUGUUGAUGGAAAUGCCUCAUAGUGAGACAGUUGAAAAUGGGUAUAGUGACAUGGCUAAUUCACAGGAGCACGGUAAACCGUUGAGCAAUGACACUUUACAUUCAAAUGCCAUCAGCCCCUUAGAUUCUUGCAAAAGACCUCUCUGUGACACAAACUCUGGACCAAAAAAACAGUGCAAAAAAAUCAAUGAAGAAAAUACUGCUUGUGGAUGGGGGCCUUUUAAGCCUGAUUGUUUACAGGUUUGCAAUACACCAAAGGGAAUUCUAUUUUUCCUUUGUCUAGCUUCCUUUUUGCAAGGCAUGACUGUAAAUGGCCUCAUAAACACAGUCAUUACCUCAUUAGAACGACGUUUUGAUCUCCAUAGUUACCAGAGUGGACUGAUUGCUAGUUCAUAUGACAUUGCAGCAUGUGUCUGUUUGACGUUUGUCAGCUACUUUGGGGGUAAUGGACAUAAACCUCAGUGGCUGGGCUGGGGGAUUCUAGUCAUGGGAUUUGGCUCCUUUGUGUUUACAUUGCCUCAGUUUGCCACUAGUAGCUACAAAGUGAACUUCUCUGAAGAGAUUGGAAUGUGUCACUCCAAUCAGAGUGCACCUUGUACACCAAGUACCUCAAGUCUCUCAAACUACAGAUUUAUCUUCAUGCUUGGGCAAUUUCUUCAUGGAAUUGGAGCCACACCUCUCUACACUCUUGGAGUUACCUAUUUAGAUGAAAAUGUCAAGACCAGCUACUCUCCGGUCUACAUUGCUAUUUUCUAUACUGCUGCAAUACUUGGCCCUGCUGCAGGUUACCUGAUAGGAGGAUCUCUACUUAAUAUUUAUACAGAAAUUGGCAGCCAUACUGACCUUACCCCCGAAAAUCCUCUAUGGGUUGGGGCCUGGUGGAUAGGCUUCGUAGGGGCUGGAGCUGCUGCGUUUCUCAUUGCCCUGCCCAUCCUUGGCUAUCCUCGUCAACUGCCAGGAUCCCAGCGUUAUGUGGUAAUGAGACGAUCUGAAACUCAUCAGUUGAAAGACGGAAGCGAUAUUACAACGGCCAACCCAGAUUUUGGAAAAACUGUUAAAGAUCUGCCUCUCUCCAUCUGGCUACUCUUGAAGAACCCCACUUUCUUCUUACUCUGUUUAGCUGGGGCAACUGAAGCCACACUCAUUUCUGGAAUGUCAACUUUUGGGCCCAAGUUUCUUGAAUCCCAGUUAAGUUUAAGUGCCUCUGAUGCUGCUACCUUGUUUGGUUACUUGGUGGUGCCAGCGGGAGGCGGCGGCACAUUCCUUGGAGGAUUCUUUGUGAACAAGUUUAAGCUUCGCUGUUCAGGAAUGAUCAAGUUUUGUCUGUUUUGCACAUUAAUAAGUUUUUUGGCAACCUCCAUCUUUUUCCUGCACUGUCCCAAUAUGCCUAUGGCAGGGGUCACCCUUCACUCUAACAGAACCUUGCCAGAAGGCAUCCUCCAGCUGAUGGAGGAUUGCAAUGAGAACUGCGAGUGUCUGACAGAGAACUAUAGUCCCAUCUGUGGCUCUAACAACAUCAUGUACUACUCUCCCUGCCUCGCAGGCUGCACUAAAGGAACCAUCCUUCCAAAUGGCCAGAAGGUUUACCGGAACUGUAGCUGUAUUCCUCAAGGUCAUGCUACAGCAGGGAAAUGCACUUCAUCUUGUGAGAAAAAAUCCCUUCUCCUGCUUUUCAUGUUCAUUGCAAUUUUCUUUACAUUCCUCAGUAGCAUUCCUGCUCUCACGGCAACGCUACGGUGUGUAUCUGACCGGCAGAGAUCUUUUGCUCUGGGAAUCCAGUGGAUUGUUGUAAGAACGCUAGGUGCUAUUCCAGGUCCAAUUGCCUUUGGUUGGGUGAUUGAUAAAGCUUGUAUACUAUGGCAGACCCAGUGUGGGGAUCAGGGCUCUUGUUAUGUUUACCAGAACUCAGAUAUGAGCAAAUACACACUCACUGCUGGAUUUGUUUACAAGGUGCUUGGAUUUGUUUUCUUUUUGAUAGCCCUUUUACUAUAUAAACCACCAACAGGAUCACCAAAAUCUCUACCUUCUACUGCAUCAGACGACAACCCUGACCUCAGUGAAAAUCAUACUCCGCUUCCAAAACAAAAUGGUAUAUAGUAUUUUCUCCAUGUCAAAGAUAAUCCCAUUUUGGACCUUCUCUCCCCUUAUUGCCUUUUAUGGUCAUUUAAGUGAGCUAAUUUAAUACAGCAAUUUUGUUCAAUUUUCACAGUACAUUUGAUCCUGAACUUUAAUUUUUAUUCAAAGGUCUAUUAUGGGUGAUUAUCAGAUGGGAUUAAUUACAAAUGAAUCCAUCUCCUUUACCAUUGAAAAGCACAGUCUGAUCCUCCUGUUUCCAAAAGUGAUAGUUCUGGAAAGCAGAAUUUUAUUGUAAUAUUUGAAUGUGUCCAUGAAAUUUGUGGAGCCAUUACAAAGCAAUAAAGACACUUAAGGACAGGGGCUGUGGGAAAAAGAUUAGGCCCAUGUGUGUGAAAUGAGAAAUGCGGAAGAGACCUCCCUGUGCCAGAAAAAUGACCAACAAGGCCAUUUGUGAAGCUAGGAGUAGCUGGAAAAAGGCCGCAACUGUUUACUGUUGUUUUGGAGAGGAAAUUGGAUGGAGAUGGGUCAGGGGACUCCACCAGUCCACCCCAAGCCUUAGAGCAGGGCAUGAGCUAGACACUGUUUUUCCUGUUUUUGUGUCCUGUUUAAUUUAAUGUCCUGUUUUUCCUGCUUGAGUUCUCAAAUCUGAUUUGUUGAUUAUUUGUGUGAUAUUAAGACAACCUAAGGAUGUACUAGAUCUUACCAAAAGUUUUACUUUUCUAAAUACACAAAAUGAGGACCUAUGCAAUUUAUUAUUUUUGUCAUUUUAUGUGAUGAACAUUAAAAUAACUUUUUUUUGUAAGGGGAGGGUUUGCCAAUUCCAGUUUUCUAUAGAUUUCUCCCCCUUGUUCAAAGCACACUACGUUUGAAUAAAGCUAGAGUGUAGGGGUCAGGUAAUUGUAAAUGGCUAUGCUUAAAUACCUAUACUUACCUAUACUUAAAACUCUCAUUCACAAGUGAUGCGAAUGAAAAGUAAUCACUUUCAGAACAGCCUUAUGGACUUACAAACGUUGGACUCUUGUUUCAAAUCAUAGCAUUAUUCAAGCCAACUCUUUGGAGAUUUCCUGCGUUUUUUCUAACUCAUGAUUUUCCAAUACAGAAAGAUUAAAUCAGAUUAACUGAAAACUAUUGAUGCCAAUGAGAAAUGCUUUUUUAUAUAUAACCAUUUUUCUAAAAAAACUCUCAAAUUGUAUGACUGUGUAUUGAUUUGCAUACUUCAACCUGUGUAACACUUCAGUGCAGUACUGUCUUGCAAGGGAUUUUACCUGAAUGUACAUUGGACCCAUUUUGUGAAAAUAUAUUUAUGAUGUACAGUUUUACACCUGAAUCAUUUGUGUUUAUAAAGUGAAGCAACUUGAUUUAUAAGCAUAUGUUUAUGUGAUUUAAAUUCAUGUGUUUUUAGUGUACCAUGGAUAUUAUAUUUGUAUAUAGUUCUAAUAUUUAAAAAUUUUCAUACAUGACUUGUAAAGUGUUACAUUUCUAUAAAUUCAGUUUUAACUUGUUUGCAUAUACCUUACCUGGAAGCAUGCUCCAAGAUGAGUUCUGUUCCAUUUUGAUGGUUUGACCAUCUAGAUGCUCUUUAUACUAUAGUUCAAAUAAGAUUGCACUGCAGUUUUGAGUGCAGGCUUGGUUCCUGUGAAUCAAAUGAGUUAAAGGGAGAGAAUAUGUUUUACUUUUUUUCUGUAAAAAUGCAUCCUGUAAGGGUCAUCCCUAAGUGAAGUAGCUGUAUUUUCAUUUAAUUAAAACAAAAAAAUUAAAAAAAAUUCAGAAAGACUGCCCUCCAGUGGUGUGAGCUUUUUGUGUGCUGAAAGACAAAUGGGUGGCCUGAUCUACAUCUUUACAAAGCCUGCAUCCAUGUUGCUUGAUCUUUGACAAAAGAGCUGAAGCUCUCUAGGUCAGACCAAAAGUAUCAUGCUAAAUAUGGGCUGUUCCUAGUCAGAGAGGAGAGGGUGUUAGAAAAGAAAUUCUGGUCACGGGAGAGAGGAUUGGAGUCUUCUGAGAUGACUUAACUAAGUUUGGGACUGAUCGGGCCAAGGAGAAACUGUCCUUCAGUAGCUGAGUGAGGAAAAUAACAUACUCUAAACCCAAACUGACUGUCAUGUCCUCUGUCUUGCAGAAGGAAGGAUCUGGGUUUUGCCUUGUUUUUACCUGUAUGUGGAAUUGAUACAGCUACUUUUCUGGGCUGACAAUUCAUAAGAAGUGCUGGAUGUAGUACUUUGGAGUUGGGCAGUCAUUGGGUACUAAAUCAUCAGCCACUGACAGGAAUAAAGCAGAUUAGAUUAAUACAGGCAGGCAAAAGUGUUUGACGUUAAGGAAGUCUAAAUCCAAAUACCAUUUACUUUAGAAUUAGAAAAAUAAAUUGGAGCUAUUUAAUGGGUUCCUAACAGAAAAUGGUGGAAGAUAUCUGACUGUAGAUACUCAGUUAACUUGGUAUACCAAAAUCAAAUGGAUGGUUAUCAUGCUUAUUGGACUUAAAAAUAUUCACUAACAUUCAAUGUUUUAACUUUGUUAAAUCAUUGAGUACCAAAAGGUGAAGAACCAAAUAGGUGGCUUGCCUCAAUGAGAGUUUGUUUUCUGUACUUAAUGUCAGCAUUUACUUUGGCAGGCGGAUGUCAUUUCAGGUUCAUUUUAGCCCUUCUUGUUCCAUUAAUUGGAGGACAGGCAAGAUAACUUUUUGGUGUUCUUUCAGUUCUCGAUUAGAAUGCAUGACCCACAGCAUCAUUUUGCCUUCCAAGCAUUAUAAAGUAAUUCAAUGACCGAUAUCUCAUCAUAUUUUCCAUGUGAGUAAUGAAACCCAAUAUCCCUUUGUAAAGAAUACAUGAAAUAAAGAAUGGAACUAAAUUUU
Molecule: messenger RNA, 5281 nt
Organism: Ornithorhynchus anatinus (platypus)
Lineage: Eukaryota; Metazoa; Chordata; Mammalia; Monotremata; Ornithorhynchidae
Gene: SLCO4A1
Product: solute carrier organic anion transporter family member 4A1
Exons: 13
Coding region: 367-2457 (696 amino acids)
Biological process (GO): transmembrane transport; sodium-independent organic anion transport
Cellular component (GO): membrane
Molecular function (GO): protein binding
Source: RefSeq, a predicted model, not a curated record